AUGCAUAAAAAUAAUGAUGGUAAUAAUAUUCAGGAUAAAUUUAUUCGAUUUCAAAAUGAUUUGUGGCUUGGGAAACAUUGGUUUACUGAAUAUGAAUUAUCAAACUAUUCGGCAACUAUUUAUACCAUACCUUAUAUGUUCAAUUCUUAUGAUUUUCAAUUAGAUACUCAGAGAUAUUCGCAUCAAUUGGUGAAUACAUUUGAUAAUGCGAAAAUUUUAACAUUAUAUCAUGCAACAUUGAAAGACCCAUGUCUAUGCUAUUUUUCAAAUGUUACUUCAUUAACAAUACUUCCGUCGGAGCAGUAUUUUAAGCCUAGAUUAGGAACACAAGAUAUCAGAUCUUUGAAAAAGAUCAUUAAUUUUUCUAAUCUAAAACAUAUUGGUAUUUCAGUUAAAUUUAGAUUAAAAGAACCGUCAAUAUUAUUGAGAUUAUUACGAGACUUACAACAAUUAUCAUCAAUAGUGAUUAGCAUUCGCGCUUUAGAAGCAUUUUCAUAUGAUACAGACUUAUGUCAAUAUUUAAAUAAAACGAUUAAAAAAUUGGACAUAUACAAAUACGGUUUCUGUUCAUUUAAAACUCAUUACCAACUCGAGGAAUUUUGUAAAACGUUUUCAAAUGUUGAAGAAUUGAAGUGUAAUAUUGAUCGAAUGACUGAUUUGUUAUUUUUAUUAAAACACUUAUCAAAGUUAACUAAUUUAAAAGGUUAUCUAUGGUCGGUAAAUGAUUAUGAUUAUUUUCAUUCAUGGUUUAAAAAACAAACAUGCAAAUUAAAUAUAUUAUUUGAUAUGAAGUAUAUGGAUAAAAAAGAAACAGAACUAUCUAUUUAG
Rotaria socialis is the source of this 828-nucleotide messenger RNA. NCBI's taxonomy places the organism in Eukaryota, Metazoa, Rotifera, Eurotatoria, Philodinida, Philodinidae. The record is from the annotation of a GenBank genome assembly.